GUGGAGCGGAGUGAUGGGUGGGGGAAGUAGCUGGGAGUUCCUUAAAUAUGAUUGAGAGGAAAUGAGUUGGCUGCAGAUCUCAGAAAUGCAUCAUGCGUCCAUAAGAGUUUCCCUAUCUUCUGUACACAGCUUAGAAGUGAGAAUAUCAUUGACCCACACAACCCUAGUUUUCAGCUGUUCGACUUUCCUUGUAAGUGGACUAGAUCACCAAUGGCACUUUUACGAGAGUUCUUGCUGUGGGUGGUUCUUGGAAUGAUUUUUGUAUCCUUGGUAAUAGGCCUCAUCUUUGUCUUUAUCAACAAGUGUAUCUCCAAGAAAGCUGCUGAACAAUACAAUAGAAAUACGCCAAGUCACACAAUCCCUGAGUCUUAUGCCCAGUUUCUCCCAAUGGUCUCUCCCUUAUCCAGGAGCAGCAAAUAUCAUCCCAAAGAUCUGGAGGAUGAUUUGCCUCCUUUACCACCCAGGACACAGUUUCUCACAUCCUACCCCGAGAUCGAAAGCUAUGAGAACCUUGCAGAGCUACCCUACAAUGUGAAAGUAGAUAACGAGGCCCCUCCUCCACCGUACCAUCACACAGAGACAGUGGUGUGUCAGGACGUGUGCCAUGACCGUGACAGCAUCUCAGAGGACUAUGAUGACAUCGGAGCAGACUGUCAGACUGCUGAACAAUACAACACAAAUUCGCCAAGUCACACAAUCCCUGAGUCUUAUGCCCAGAGCAGCAAAUAUCAUCCCAAAGAUCUGAAGGAUGAUUUGACUCCUUUACCACCCAGGACACAGUUUCUCACAUCCUACCCCAAGAUCGAAAGCAGUGAGAACCUUGCAGAGCUACCCUACAAUGUGAAAGUAGAUAACGAGGCCCCUCCUCCACCGUACCAUCACACAGAGACAGUGGUGUGUCAGGACGUGUGCCAUGACCGUGACAGCAUCUCAGAGGAUUACGACGACAUCGGAGCAGACUGUCAGAGUGAGGAGGACUAUGAUGAUGUGGGAUAAGGCCAGAGGCAACAGAGCCUAUUUUAAAGACACUGUGGUGGCACAUAAUGUAUACUCCUGCUAGACCAAAAUAGAUGUUCUGUACAACUAUGACUAUCCUCAUCUUCAGCUGAUACAGCUUUAAUGUUUACUAACUUAUUAGGUAAUGGUUUACUUCAGUCCUCUGCCAACUGGUAUAGCUGCCUGGUAUUUACCAAGAAGAUAUCUUGUUACAAUGUGUAAUUUCUUACAACCAAGAAUUCAACACAAUUUAGUUGUGUUUCAGGGUAUACUUUGUAAUUGAAACUCAUAUUGUGCUGUAGUUGGAAGGUAUAGAAAAAAAGAGAAGCUGUGUAGUUUCAAUAUGAAUAUUCACCAUGGAGUAUAAAAAUGUACACAAUCUAUAUUUUGGGUUCUGACAGUUGAACUACGCUCAUGAGGGAUUUACAAGUUAUAUUAUUUAAGAAUCAAAUAGUAUAGAAAGUCCAAAAAUGGGUGUAGCAAUUACAGAUUGCCCCUUUGAACUUGUUAUGAAACCUUCCAUACACUGCAAUGUCUUCUACCAGAGGAGGGUAAGUAACGUAUGCAGUUUGAUUUGUUUACAGUUACAGUAAUAAUUGUUUCUACAGUUGCAAUAAACAAAAUGUGUGCUUUUA
Salmo salar (Atlantic salmon) is the source of this 1631-nucleotide messenger RNA. Lineage: Eukaryota; Metazoa; Chordata; Actinopteri; Salmoniformes; Salmonidae. The record is from RefSeq and is a predicted model, not a curated record.